AUGUCGGCGCGAAAGAAGAGGGUUGGAAAGUCGGCGGGGAAAGGGAUUGCGCAUCCAGAAGAGGUUGUGGGGAAUCAGAGGUUACCAUCUUGUUUAUUUGCGACUGACAGAUAUACGAGCAAACGCUUCAAUUUGAAUGCUUCGCUGGAGUAUCUUCUACAGGUUAGGGAUGUUUUAAAAGGGACCGACGAAAUGGAGAGGCUGCUUGGGUCUUGCUUCGGAGUUCUAUUUAGGUUGCCAGUGAGGAGGUUUGCUUUCUCUGCGAAGUUAGUACACGGUUUGCUAACGAGGCAGCUUGUAACAAAGAAAAGGUUAGAGUUGUGGCCUGUCUUUGGAGGUGACCCUUUGAGAUUUUCAUUGGCCGAAUUUGGGCAUGUGACGGGUCUUCCUUGUGGAGAGUUUGAAGAGGGGUACGUGGUUGAUGAGAAGGCACGGCCAGCGAAAGGAGAUUAUGUUUUCUGGGACAGGCUUUUUGGUGGAGGGAGACGUGAUAUAACCAUCGAAGAAGUGGUUGCAAUGGUUGCAGGUGAUAAGGAGAUGCCACCUGUUCGGAGGCUGAAGUUGUGUUUGAUAAUCAUAGUUGAUGGAGUUUUGCUGGCUACAAAUCAGACACCGAAGCCGUCUGUGAAGCAUGUGAAGCGACUUGAGAAGCUCGAUAAAUUCCUUUCAUUUCAGUGGGGGCGGGAGUCUUUUCGGUGGACUAUAAGCAGCAUGAUUCCUCCGGUUAAGGUGAUCGGUAAAUGCGACGACCCGAAUGGUGUAUUUUGUAGGAAGCUUCGCCAGGAGACCAAAGUCCUGGCCGGUUUCUCGUGGGCACUGCAGCUGUGGGCAUUUGAAGCGAUACCUGGCUUACUUGCUCGCCUUGGGGGGAACGACGAGCAGACAUUGCUGACUUAUGAUGGGGAUAAGCUUCCUCAACACACGGGGCUGGGCUUGGUGGAUGUCCUAGAUGCUGAGCAUGACCCAAAGCUUACGGUGCAGCCGAUGUAUGAACCUGGGGAGGAUAAAGAGGACGGUUGGGGGGAGUUUGACAGUGAGAUAUUCGACAGGAAAGUGGCUUACAUGGUAGGCUUAGUGAAGGCUUGGCACAAAUUCAGCAAAGGCGAAUGGGUGGGUGGUGAUGCAGACGAGCCACUGAAAGUGGCUGGCAGAGGAUAUGAGGUUGCGGAAUUGCAGGCAAAAGUUGAAAAACUAAGCCAAGCGUUUGCAAGUUUGGAGAAGGUAGUUGGUAAGCAGGCCAGGAUUUUGAAGAAACUCUUGGCAAAGAGGAAAGGAAAGUUUUCUAACCGUAAAUUGAGUGGUGUCGGAUGGAAGAGGAGGGAGGCCGGCUGUGUGGGCACUGGUCGAAAACCAUUGUUUGAAGGAAGCCCGCCAGCGGGUUCUGAUAGUAGCAGCGAUGAGGAUAGGACCGACCGUAUGAAUGAGACCGCUCCCGGGUAG
This is a messenger RNA of Brassica napus (rape), 1440 nucleotides long. RefSeq lists its product as uncharacterized. The record is from RefSeq and is a predicted model, not a curated record. The transcript has 4 exons. Lineage: Eukaryota; Viridiplantae; Streptophyta; Magnoliopsida; Brassicales; Brassicaceae. Bases 1 to 1440 code for a protein of 479 amino acids.